GCCUGCCUUGAUGCAACCUUUCCUUCUCUCUCUCUCCAUCGUCAGAUCAAUCUUUCUCACACUUCACAUCACAAAAUAAUAAAAUAAUAAAAAAAUACAACAAAAUUAAUUAAAUUUUUGUUUUUACAAAAAACAAAGAAAACUGAGUUUCUUAACUUCCUCAGAUUCUAUCUCCUUCUCUUUUAAUUUCACUCUUUUUCAUCUUCUUCAUUCACUUUCUCUCUCUAUUUUCUCUCUCCUCCCGCCAUUGUCAGUUUAACACUGAACCUUCAUUUUCAAUCACAGAUUCCAACAUUUUCCGCCAUUUUUGUCUCUCUUGCUUUUCUCUGUUACUCCAAUUUUUUACUCUUUGGUUAUACUUCACCGACACUUCCUACUUCACUCAGAGGGCAGUACAGCUGAGAGUUGAGCUGCUGACAGAGCGAAUGCCUGCUGAUAUGGACUGGUUAUUUGCUGGGCAAGCUGGAUAGAUAAAUUUAAUGUUAAAUACUCGUUGACAAGUUUCAGAUCUAUGGAAAAUCUUGGUAAUUCUAGGAGUAUUUCUAAGGACCAGGAAUAUGUGAAUUCUCCGGAAGUUAAAUAUGCUUCUCGUACUCGUCAUGGUACAAAGCUGCGAGACAUCUUGAUGUCUGAUAAACCCAACUUGUCUUAUGCUGAUUUCCAUCAUGAGAUUACUAGAAAUCCAACGGGUUCUUUCCCUAAACAUAUAGGUAGCCAACAAAGCCAGGUCUUAGAUAGAAGGGCUUCUAAAGAGGAAGAACUGGUUAGAUACAUGUCAAAUUUACCAAACUAUUUGGAAAAAGGGAAAAGUUUUCAGGAUAAACCGCUAAAUGUUGGUGUACUUGACUGGAGGCGCCUUGAGAAAUGGAGGUAUAGUCAAAAGCAGAUGCUAGGAAAGCUCAAUGAGGGUUCUCCAUCUAGUAGCACCACUUCUCUUUUUUCAACAGAUGGCUCAUCAACCCAUUCCAGCAGAGGCCUAAGCAGUUCACCUGCUCGUCAGAGAGUGCGCCGCCUUUCAUUGCAAUCUCAAUUGGAAGCUUCUCCAAAGGACACUUAUCUUGGAGAUGCUAAAUCUUCUUCUGGAAGAGGUCACAGCUGUUCUCCAGCUCGUCAAAGAACAAAGGCUACUGUACUUCAAUCUCAACCCCAAAAUGUUUAUACCGGAGCAAGAACUUCGGAGAUUGAGGUUUUUGGUGGAAAAGCCCAUAAGUUCUGUGAUUCACCCGUGACCGGUGGCAACAAUUUGAACAGGCAGCGAAGGGCUUUUGGAGCAGUAGAACAGUCUGUAAGGCCGGAGUCGGACAUGAAAGCUGUUCCAGAAGUGGUAAAACGACUAACUUUUGAUAAAUAUGAAGUGGGCGCACCUUGGAAAGGGAAAUCUAAAAUUCAAAGUGUGGAAUGUGCCACUGAAACCAUGAGGUUGCAAGCAACCAAGUUGAGCUCUGUUAAUCAAGAUUGCACUAUACGAGAAAAAACAGGGGUUGUCAUGCAUAGAGAUCUAUCAGAGCAUCGCUCUAGUUUGUCUGACAUGCCCAGUCUUACUGCGGAUGGUCGAUUGUCAGUAGAGCCAUGUCAGAAGAGCAUUUUAGGGAUAGACAAUCAUCAAGAACAGCUUUUUAAAAAUGAUCAACGGAAGUACAUGGAAUUACUUGAGACCUCUCCCCUGCAUGCAGAUGGUGUCAAAAGUUCUUUUCAGCUGUCAAGUUUACCACUUCAUUCUACCAAGAUAGUUCACAGUUCAUCUAAGGACAAUGCUCGUAAAGGUGCCCAUCAAGCAUCACAUAUGUUAUCAAUUCCUGCUAGGAUGCUUAGCAGCCCUUCCCGAAGCAGGAACGCAGAAGAAAAGAAGCCAAUUGCUGGGUCAAGGAGUGAAACUGCAGUCAAACCGUCUGAGGAUUCAAAUGCUAGAAAACGCUCAGAGUCUAUUCCAAAAGCAAGAAACCCAUCACCUAUCCGCAGAUUAAGCUCUGCAAUGGGCAAGAUGAUUAAAAAUGCAGGAUCAAGGGAGAAUUCACCUGUUCGUAGGAUUAUUAGAAAUGUAGGAUCGAGGGAUAACUCACCUGUUCGCAGGUCAAGCUCUACAGAAUGUAAAGCCAGAUCUAGGCCAGAGGAAGUGGUUGUUUCAAAGUCCAAUUAUAGUUCUUACUGCGAUAAGUCAUCUAUCAAUAAUAAUAGAAGCAGAUCCAGUCCUUUAAGAAGGUUGUUCGAUCCCCUUCUUAAGCCUAAAACAUCUAACUGCUCUGAGCCGUCAAAGAAACAUUCAUCUACAACGGCUGGUACCAUAAAUUCGUGCACUGAGCCAUUGGAUUUUUGUGUUGGAAAUUCUAUAAAAGUAAAUUCAAGACCUUCUGGUGGCCUUACGACUUUACUUCAAGCUCUUCUGCGGGUAUCAUUUAAGAAUGGGCUUCCUCUGUUUACUUUUGCUAUAGACAAUGAAAGUAACAUUUUAGCUGCAACUGUGAGGAAAUCCCAUGUUCCAGGUAAGAGUCAUCAUAGCUGGACCUACACAUUCUUCACCAUUCGUGAAGUUAAGAGGAGGAGUGGAAUGUGGUUGAAUCAAGGAGGGAAAGGCAAUGGCCAGGGUUACAUUCCAAAUGUUGUGGCACAAAUGAAGGUCUCAGAUUCCCCAGUUUUCACCAAGCAAGACAGCUCUCUUCAUAAUAUCACUAGAGAAUUUGAUCUGUUUGCGGUGGAUGUUGGGAAUGGAGAUCAGUAUACCACCGACUUUCAUCCAACUAAUGAGUUGGCAGCUAUUGUUAUUAAGCUCCCCGGAAUUGCUGCUCCAAAUGAGAAUAAAGAUGAUCAAUCUAGCUACGACUGGUUGGAUUUUUCUCAAGAUUCCAGAGAGAACUUGCAGGAGAUAAGACCUGCUGAUUCCAGUGAUCAUUCACUCAUAAAUCUGAAUCUAACCUCAACUGUCAUACUCCCAGGUGGUGUUCAUACAGUGCCUAGUAAAGGAGAAAUAUCAACACUAGCCGAGAGAUGGAGAUCUGGUGGAUCAUGUGAUUGUGGUGGAUGGGAUUUGGGUUGUCAGCUGCGAGUGUAUACCAACAAAAAGAAAUAUGAAAGUAAAAUGGGUUCUUCUGGAGUUAACCAGAACAAAAACAAGUUCCAAAUUUUCUCUCAGGGUAAUCAAGAUAACCAAUUGGUAUUGAGUUUGGCACCAUUCAAAGAGAGGAUACACUCAGUGGAAUUUAGUUCAUCACUCUCACUUCUACAAGCGUUUGCCAUAUGUAUAUCACUUAUAGAUUGUAAACGACCACCCGAGCUCUCAGAACCAAGCAGUGUUGAUAAAUUCUCUCACGAAGCAAGCAUUUUCGAUGUUGCUAUGCGAUCAAAGACUUCAAAUCAAGAUGAACCUCCUGCUAGAUAUGUCUCAUAUCCACCUCAUUCCCCUGUCGGAAGAGUCUAGGUUUUCUGAACCACUCCAUUUCCCUUGAUCAUAGCCAACAUUGUCGCUAGCUAGUAGCUUUGUGUACUAGAAAUUCUCGGCACAUUUUGUCAUUCAAAAUGAAUCAGAUUUUUUUAAGACCUAUUUUGAGGCUUUAUCGUGCAGAAAAUAGAAGGAUCCUGAUCAUGGUGGAUCAAUUCCUGUAAUAGGUAAAACAGUUAUAAUAACUAUUUUGUAAUUACAAUCCUUUUGAUGAAUAAACAUCUGUAAAAUAGUAAAAAGUAGUCUUUCUUCUAAACAAGUAAGAGCAAUAUCUUCAUGUAAGUAUAUGUAAUUUAGUAAACUGGAAUCAAAUAUUAUAGUUUGCUUUAUGUUAAAAAAAUAGUUGUCUUAUUUUUUUUUAGACAUGAUCACAUAAAAAUUCAUAAAUUUUACCAGAUCGAGCAAAUUGGUUUGAUUGAUGCAAAAUGAUGUAAUGUGUUGGCAACAAAUUUUGUUGCUUUUUUUUUUUUUAUUGAUUGAUUUUUGCUACUGCUUUCGGUACCAAGGUUCCCUGGCAUGU
Molecule: messenger RNA, 3953 nt
Organism: Amaranthus tricolor (Joseph's coat)
Lineage: Eukaryota; Viridiplantae; Streptophyta; Magnoliopsida; Caryophyllales; Amaranthaceae
Exons: 3
Coding region: 512-3412 (966 amino acids)
Source: RefSeq, a predicted model, not a curated record